AUGUUCGACGACCGGAUGAGCGACAACGACGACGACGGGUCCGCCAGCCUCGUCGGCUUCGGCGAGGGCGCUGGCAGCACCGUCUCGGGCCCCAUCUACCGCGCUGGCAGCACCAUCUCGGGCCCCAUCUACCAGCGCCGGCCGGUGCCCGGAACGAGCUCGGCUGGCGCCAUGGCCUUUGCGCGCUGGCAGCUCGAGCGCGGCGCGUCGGGCCUCGGCGACCCCAACCAGCUGGGCGUUGGGGACUCGGGGCAACCGGCAUCGUCAUCACCGACUGGGUCGGGAAAGGACGGCGACUGGGACCUGAUCCGCGCCACUGUGGGCUGGAACGCUCGACUGCAGCUGAAAUAGGAAGCAGCUUCCGCAGCAGGCGCGAACACGGCCACAUCGUUGUCUUUGACGGCCCCUGGGCUCCACUUCUGCCUGCUGUGCUCCCAUCAAAAAGAAGGGAAAACAAGAAAAUCUCAGGCCUGGGUGACCAAUCCUCCUCCACCACCGCAUCCACGCCUGGGUGACCAAUCCUCCUCCACCACC
This is a messenger RNA of Gaeumannomyces tritici R3-111a-1, 534 nucleotides long. RefSeq lists its product as hypothetical. The transcript has a single exon. The coding region runs from base 1 to 351 and encodes 116 amino acids. The record is from RefSeq and is a predicted model, not a curated record. Lineage: Eukaryota; Fungi; Ascomycota; Sordariomycetes; Magnaporthales; Magnaporthaceae.